Oncorhynchus nerka (sockeye salmon) is the source of this 1691-nucleotide messenger RNA. RefSeq lists its product as uncharacterized. The coding region runs from base 101 to 1144 and encodes 347 amino acids. NCBI's taxonomy places the organism in Eukaryota, Metazoa, Chordata, Actinopteri, Salmoniformes, Salmonidae. Gene Ontology annotation, cellular component: plasma membrane. The record is from RefSeq and is a predicted model, not a curated record. Gene Ontology annotation, molecular function: G protein-coupled receptor activity. Gene Ontology annotation, biological process: phospholipase C-activating G protein-coupled receptor signaling pathway; positive regulation of Rho protein signal transduction. The transcript is spliced from 2 exons.
CAUAGAAUGCCCACUCAGAUCACAUCCUGACCAAACAAAACAUAGAAACAUACAAAGCAAACUAUGGUCAGGGUGUGACAGAGUCACACUCACACACCACAUGGGUGUGGCCUGUGGCUCUAGGAACACAAUCUCAGUCUAUGAACCAUUCACACAAAGACCAGGAAGAGCUUUGCAUCCAGGGCUGCAUCUGUCACACUGUGUAACUCUCUCUUUCAACCACAUCAUUACCAUUGACUCAGUUCAUCUCUUUUCUGAAGAAAUGAAUUUCACAGAAGUAAACUCCUCCUCUCUAAACCUCUCCCACACUGUCGAUCUCAACUUUUACUGGGAAUACUGUAAGGACCUAACCUCAGUAUUCCUUGCCUGUGAACUCACAGCGUUGGCUCUUGCUUUCCCCAUCCAUGGCUACACUCUCUGGCUCAUCACCGGCUCCGCCUCCAUCGCCACGGAGAUCUUCAUUUUCAACAUGGCCGUCCUAGAGAUUGGCUACAGUCUGUUAAUCCCGCUAGCUGAUGCUGUCUACCUCCUCACAACAUAUCAAAGCCACUUCAGAGUCAUCGCCUACACCGCCUCUCUUCUCCUCUUCAGCCGUCCCGUGUUCCAGUGCUGCAUCUGUGUGGAGCGCUACCUGGCGGUGGUCCACCCUGUGGUCUUCCUGAAGUACAAACCCUUAAGGUACAGGGUUGGGUGGGCGGCCGGGGCCUGGGGGGUCACGCUGAUGUUCACCGGUACGGGUGUUUCCCUCUACACACCUCAGUUCCCCAUCCACUGCUUCCUCACCUACACCCUGCUCUUCCUAUUCGUCGAUCUAUUCUGCAGCCUCUCCAUCCUCCGUGUCCUGAAGCGCCCAAAACUGGGGCAAGGAGAGAUGGAGAGAAGAGGAGGAGGGGAAAAGGAGAAAGAAGGGAUGAACACCAUGAAGAAGAGAGCAUUCAUGAUUGUCUCUGUCGUCAUGACCACGAUGUUGAUCAACAACAUUCUCACAGUGGUCAUUUACCUUCUGUGUGACUUCAUCGCAGCCAAGGUGUUCUGCCUGCUCGAUGCCUUCAACAUGUUACUCCUGGUGUUAUGUGGGUUGGUGCAGCCCCUCUUCUACCUGCACAGGAGUAGGAAACUACCCUGCUGCCUCAGGGGCCAGUGAGUGAGAGGUGGCACAACCAUAGAAGAUGGCCGCUGGUCCACCCAUCACAGACUAUUGAUUGUUGAUUGUGAAUGUGCUUUCUAGUUAUUAUGUUUUGAUAAAAACAUAUAUAUAUAUCCCUAUGUUGAUUAAUUUUUGCAAAUGCAAUCUGUUUUCCAUGUCAAUUCAACUUAAUCACAAUGAUUAUGGGGGUUGAAUUGACGUGGAAAUAAUGUUGAUUCAAACAGUUUUUGCCCAGUGGACAUGUACUGGUUGAAUACAUACUUGACAACGCUAAACAGUGUGUGGAAUUAAGAGAUAAUUCAACUAUACUGUAGGUAGUGAAUAUACAACUGGCAGAUUGUGCAUUGUUCAGAAUGGCAGUCACACUAACCCUGCUUUGCCUAACCUUAACACUUAAGCUAACCGUAAGCCUAACCAUAACCCCUAAACUUGAAGCCCUGAAGUUGACCAAUUCUAACCUCUGGUCCUGUGUGGCUGAGUUGGUAGGGCAGUGAACCUGCAAGGGGGACCGGUAUGAAAAGAAAGUAUGUACUUACAACUGUAA